AUGUUUGGGAAGCUCUUUCAUCUUGGCUUUGACGCGCUGCUUGUGGCAGCCUUUCUUGCUGGCAUCAAGCGCUCUACGGGAAUAACACCGGCCUUGUCACAAAUAAAGAACAAGGAUAUAAGACAGCUCAUGCGGUCGUAUCUCGAGGCUGGGGAAUAUGCUUUCGAUUUCGCUGUGGUAGUCUUUGGGCGGUCAGCGUCGUUCGAGAGACAACGCGGUGAUCACUGA
Molecule: messenger RNA, 228 nt
Organism: Peniophora sp. CBMAI 1063
Lineage: Eukaryota; Fungi; Basidiomycota; Agaricomycetes; Russulales; Peniophoraceae
Source: the annotation of a GenBank genome assembly